AGACAGAAAAGUAUCCACGCCCGCAAAAAUGAAAUCAUUUAGUCGGAUCUGGUGAAGGAAAAUUGGUUCAAAUCUUAACCAGACGAACUUUGUAUUCAGUUCAGGUGACCAAAUCUGAAUCUGAGGUCUGAUAAGGAACCUAAUCUUAGUUCCGUCUACAGCAAAAUUCAAAUUCUAAUCGAAGUUUCAGUGAGAAUCCGGUUAAAGAAGAUCCCCACUAAGUUGAAUUUGGUAAACGAUGAAUGUCGCCGGAGCUUGAAUCGUUUCUACACCUUUCAGCCGCCUGGUCAAGUUUCCGACCGGUCACCAACAGGAUUCUAAGCAGAUUGGUCCCACCGGCGAUUACAUCACACUCUUCGAUCCUACCCACCACAGUUAAUGCAACCUUCCCUCCAGCUGUCCAGAUUUUAGUAGAAAACCGUGAGAGGCAUACGAAAGCUCGGAUGGAAGGAUCUAUCUCGCUCGCUCUCUCCAGCAGAGAACAGAAGGAAUUGAACAAGACAUGCCCGAUCUGACAGCUAUCGCCAUUUCCCUUCUUCUCUCACUCAAUUUCCAACUUGACGCAGUCCACUCAAAGAUCACCAUCGGCAAAAUCUCUCCGGGAUUGAGAGGAAACAAUUUCGACUGGAUCGAUGAUAAUGGCGUCUUCCUCUCAUCCGUCAAUCGAACUUUCACGCUUGGCCUCCUUAACCAGCCGUCUGAGGGCACCAAUUACUACCUUGUCAUCACACACCGGCCGAGCACCACCAUCAUCUGGACGGCCAACCGCGAUUCCCCAGUAUCAAGUUCCGACUUCUUCGCCUUCUCUGCGGAUGGGGAGGCCACUCUCACUUCCUCCGAGGGAGGCGUCGUGUGGAGAACGAACACCAAGGGAUUAGGGGUCACCGCCAUGGAGCUGCAGGAGUCGGGUAACCUCAUGGUUCUGAACUCGACUGAAGGCGUGGUGUGGCAGAGCUUCGAUUUUCCGACGGAUACGCUGGUCUCUGGCCAGGUUCUCCGACCGGGGAUGAGACUGGUGAGCAGAGUAGCCACGACGAGCGGAACCAAUCUCUCGUCCGGGGGGUAUGUUUUGCAGAUGCAGCAAGGGGACCUCUCCUUGCUCGCGGAGUUCCAACCUGUACAGAAAUAUUGGUCUCUCCAGUCUUCUAGCCAAAGAACGAAGCUGACGGAGGAGUCACCGGAGACGGCUGUUUUGACGAACUCAGGGUGGGUUUUUUACGGCCCAAGCGGCAAUCCUGCACUAAAAAUCUUGUUUCCCGGCGGUAACCUACCAAGCUCGUCGAUGGUGUUCGCCACACUCACUUCGGACGGCAGCAUCUCGUUCAGCAUCACGGAUUCUACCACCAGCAGCAGCGGUCUGGUAACCAUGUCGCUUUCUAUUCCGGCAGAGUUUUGCGAUAGGCCGAGCCCCUGUGGCUCAUAUUUCCUCUGCUCCACAGACGGAGUCUGCACCUGCCCACAGGCUCUGAGCACUUUGUAUGGCUCCGGUUGCUACUCGCCUCAGAGUCCUUUUCCCAGUUGCCGCUCCUCGCCUCCCCCAGCGUCCUUCUAUAGAGUGGGGGGAGGACUGACUUACUUCGGAGUAAAGUUUCAGGCGCCGAAAAAGGUCUCCGGAUUUCAGGACUGCAAGACCCUAUGCCAGACCAACUGCUCUUGUAACGCACUGUUCUUUCAAAACAAGUCAAAUGCGUGCUACAUUUGGGGUCAGAUUGGUAGUCUACAGUUGGCCACAACCAUGAAGGACUCUUUCGACCUCUAUGUGAGGAGUUUGACACCUGCGGCUACAGAUGACGGCGAAGCUAGAAAAUCAAACAGUUCUUUGUUGGUUCCCAUUAUUGCUGUUACUGUUGUGAUGAGCGUCGGGAUUUUCGUCUUAGCAGUCUUUCUGCUCAUUCACAAGGCGAGGAAGAAGCGCGAUGAAGCAAAAUUGUCGUCCUCUGAUGAAGAAGCAGAGGAUAUCGAGGAAAUGGUUCCCGGAAUGCCGAGGAGAUUCAAGUUCGGAGAACUCCAAUUGGCGACAGACAACUUCAAGAACGUGGUGGGCAAGGGAGGUUUCGGGUGCGUAUUUGAAGGUUGGAUGCCGGACGGCCAAAGGGUCGCCGUGAAGCAACUGCAGAAGAUUGGCCAGGGGAAGAAGCAAUUCCAAGCAGAGGUGGCCACCAUCGGCAGCAUUCACCAUCUUCAUCUGAUGAGACUCAAGGGAUUUUGCGCCGAAGGGAAACAGAGGCUCUUGAUCUACGACUUCAUGCCUAAUGGCUCGCUCGAUAAGUUCCUUUUCAAUAAACGGUCGGCCGGCGCUGCCUCCGGUGGAACAAACACCGGAUUUCUCGACUGGAAGAAGCGGUUCGGAAUCGCCGUGGGAACGGCGAAGGGGCUUGCCUAUUUGCACGAGGAAUGUGCGGUGAGGAUCAUCCACUGCGACGUGAAGCCGGAAAACAUCCUUUUGGAUGCAAAUUUCUCGCCGAAGAUAUCCGACUUCGGCCUCGCGAAGCUGCUAAGUCUAGAGGAAAGCCAGGCCUUCACCACCAUGAGGGGGACGAGAGGCUACCUCGCGCCGGAGUGGCUAACGACGUCCGCCGUCUCGACCAAGAGCGACAUCUACAGCUACGGGAUGGUGUUGCUGGAGUUGGUGGGCGGGCGGAAGAACUUAGACCCAUCGGCGACUUCAUCGGAAAAGUUCUAUUUCCCGGUCUACGCUUACCAGAUGCAGGCGGAGGGGAGGGUGAAAGAAGUGGUCGACGGGCGGCUUGGCGGGGAUGUGGACGUGGAAGAGGUGGAGAGAUGCAUCAAGGUGGCGAUGUGGUGUGUUCAGGAGGAUUGGAAUCUGAGGCCGAGAAUGGGGACAGUGGUGAAGAUGCUUACCGGUAGCGUCGAGAUACCAGCGUUGCCUCCGACACCGCCGACAGGAUUCCGGCUGCACCUAAGCAUGCUCAAGGGGGAAGUGAGCAGCUUGAGCGGCAGCGGGGAGGAGAAGACGGCAUCAUCGACGACGACCAACGAUACGUCGGAGAAUGCGGGCCACGGCGUGCUCUCGUCCUACGAACUCUCCGGGCCUAGAUGAAUUAACCGCGCUCGAUGUGCCUGCUCCUGUCCCUCUCUCUCUCUCACAUAUGCAUUAUUCUUUCUUUGCACCGGUGUAUCGUGGCUGAGUAAGACUCAGCUUUGAACUGUUCAAAAAAAUUGGACGACUGUAACAGUAAAGCAAAGUGCAACAAAUUAAAGGCCGGCGACCUUCAAUUGAUCAUUUUAACAAGCAUGUUCUCUUCUUUUUCUUUUUGUAUUUAAGAGACUUUUUAUGUCCAAAUUUUGUUAUACAUUUUCAUUUUAUCUGACUUUUUCUCUUUCUUUA
Molecule: messenger RNA, 3349 nt
Organism: Nymphaea colorata (pocket water lily)
Lineage: Eukaryota; Viridiplantae; Streptophyta; Magnoliopsida; Nymphaeales; Nymphaeaceae
Product: G-type lectin S-receptor-like serine/threonine-protein kinase SD2-5
Exons: 1
Coding region: 503-3061 (852 amino acids)
Biological process (GO): protein phosphorylation
Molecular function (GO): ATP binding; protein serine/threonine kinase activity
Source: RefSeq, a predicted model, not a curated record